This is a messenger RNA of Python bivittatus (Burmese python), 2791 nucleotides long. The record is from RefSeq and is a predicted model, not a curated record. Lineage: Eukaryota; Metazoa; Chordata; Lepidosauria; Squamata; Pythonidae.
GAGGUAAAUUUAAGCUGGUGUUGCUGGACAGCUUAAAAUUCUCUACCCCUCUCCCACCAAAAAAAAUGCACAGCAGAAGUUGGCAAAGCUCUUGUUUCUAAAACCAACAGCUGUUCACAUCCUUAUGCCUAAUUAUCACAGAGCUGGUAAAUAAAAACUUUCCUGUGGCUGCAAUUGCAAAUGGAGCUGACAUGGGGCAGGACCAGGGAAGAGAAGAGAAGCAAAAGAAAACUCUUCCCAUUUGGAUUUUUCUUCUUCUUCUGAGUCUAGCUGCAGGCUGGGAUUAAUCAAACACGGCUAACUCAAAACUUGAGAGGGAGGGAAAAAGGAGAAAGAGAACAUUUGCAUGCAAUUGAGAAGGAACGGCUUUGGAACAGUCAUGACUUGGAGACUAUUUGAAAGAUAAAUUUCAAGCAGAAUUUGUUGAUUCAACUUUAGGAGCAACAAGACUGCUAUAAGUUUAGAGAAACCUUUAGAGACAGCUGGCUCAAGGAUGUUUGGUGCUUCCACUCCUCCUGGAAUUUAAAGGUGUUCUCAUCUUCUGAAGAAGCAGCCGUCUUUUGAGAAUGCCUGUGCUGAAUAGGUUUUUCAAUGUAUCAGACAAGGGUAGGCAGUGGAGCACUGAAGAAGAUCGGAUGCCCUUGUCCACAGAGAGCCUGCCCGUCUGUCAACAGGGAAUUCUAGCUUGGGAGUUGCCUGAGAAGUUCAGAAUCAUAAAGGUGAUCUGGAAAUCCAAAAAUGAGCUCACAGAGACAAAGAGGAGAGGAGUUCUGGAAAAUGAUGGAAGUCCUAAUGUUUUAUCAGGAGAUGCACGUCUGAGAGGUCAGAUAGGGGUUCUUUCUGAGCGACGUGGUUCCUACCCAUUCAUAGACUUCCGUCUUCUUAACAAUACCAUUUAUUCAGGAGAAAUUGGAACAAAGAAAAAGGUCAAGAGACUAUUAAGCUUUCAGAGAUAUUUCCAUGCAUCCCGGCUAUUGCGUGGAAUCAUACCGCAAGCUUCACUGUACUUACUGGAUGAAGACUACCUUGGGCAAGCAAGGCAUAUGUUAUCCAAGGUGGGAAUGUGGGAUUUUGACAUUUUCCUGUUCGACCGCUUGACAAAUGGAAACAGCCUGGUAACCUUGUUGUGCCACCUCUUUAAUGUUCAUGGGCUUAUUCAUCAUUUCCAGUUAGACAUGGUUACAUUAUACAGAUUCUUAGGUAUGGUGCAAGAAGAUUAUCACAGCCAAAAUCCAUAUCACAAUGCUGUCCAUGCUGCUGAUGUCACACAAGCUAUGCACUGCUACUUAAAAGAGCCCAAGCUUGCUAACUUCCUCACCCCUCUGGAUCUUAUGCUUGGAUUACUGGCUGCUGCAGCCCAUGACGUAGAUCAUCCAGGAGUCAACCAGCCAUUUUUGAUAAAAACUAAACAUCAUCUUGCCAGUUUAUACCAGAAUGUCUCUGUAUUAGAAAACCAUCACUGGAGAUCUACGAUAGGCAUGCUUCGAGAAUCAAGGCUACUUGCACAUCUGCCAAAAGAAGAGAGUCAUGAUAUUGAACAACAACUCGGUUCCCUGAUCUUGGCAACAGAUAUCAACAGGCAGAACGAAUUUUUGACCCAGCUGAAAGCUCAUCUAAAAAAUCAGGAUUUGAAAUUAGAGGAUGCUUCAGACAGGCAUUUUAUGCUCCAGAUGUGAGAUGCUCACGGAAUGGUUUCCAGCUGCUAAAAUUCAAAACAACUUACCACCUGUUAUUCCAGCAAAGUGGAACAACAUGGCCCCUGAUAUCUGCAUGGCCCCAACCCUGUUGAGCUUUCUCAAAACUGUAAAAACUUGCUUUUUCCAUCAGACCAGAGGGGUUGGAUGGAGGGUUUUGCUGUCCAGUGGUAGUUUGGUGGUGAAUUUGUUUGGAUUGUUUUCUUCCUGAUGUGCGCAUGGACUCCACUGGUUUUUAACUGUUAUUUACCUGAUGUUUUAACCCUAUGGUAUAAAUGGCCUAGAGUCACACGGUAAUUGAGGUGGAAAACAAGUGAAAAACAAAUAAAUAAAUGCUAUUUACAGCAGGCAAUAGACAUGGAGAAUAUAUACUAUAUAUAGCUCAGGGUUGAACUGAUGGAUUCUUUGUAUUCUCUGAAAUUGCUUUUCUUCUUGCAGAUAUUUUAUUGCCAGGUUAGAUAGCAUCAUCCAUGCAGUGAAAUGUCUGCAAGAAGACAAGCAAGCUUAGGGAACACCAGGGACCCAACAGAGCUGGAGUCACUGGGAUGGAAUGUGUAACAAACCCUGGAAAGCAAUGGAGGAAACAGGACCAUUGCAAAAGAGACACCUCAGCCCAGAGGAGGGGGGAAAUUGCAUGCUUCUGUAGGUGAUGACUCACUUUGGGCUGUGUUACCACCAACAGGUGUCAUGCAGCCAUGGCCAUGAUGACCUGCAUCAGUUAUGUUUGGCCCUUAAGGCCACAGAUAUUCAUCAUCCCUACUUCAGCUUCCUAGAAAUAGAGGCAGGAUAAUAACACGACCCUUAGAAAGUUAAUUAUUAAAUUAUGAGUCUGUUAUGAGUAAUGGCUAUACUCUACCCUUGAACUUCCUUUUGUUCUGCUGUUUCAUUUUCAGUGCUGUUAUGAGAUGAGAAAGAUUUUAUUGGAAAUCAUUUCACCCAGUAGAAUAGAGCAGAGUUGGGUGUUUCAGGAGUAACGAAGAGCUGGAUUAAAGUCAUAUGAAAAUAUCUGCCUUCAAUUACCCAUUGCAGUUUUAAAGUACCAACUAAUAUCGCAGUAAUGGGGUUCUCUCCCUCCCUCUCCCCCCCCCCUCUCUCCC